This is a messenger RNA of Carassius auratus (goldfish), 2795 nucleotides long. Its product is annotated as forkhead box protein P3-like. The transcript has 13 exons. Lineage: Eukaryota; Metazoa; Chordata; Actinopteri; Cypriniformes; Cyprinidae. Bases 47 to 1366 code for a protein of 439 amino acids. Gene Ontology annotation, cellular component: nucleus. The record is from RefSeq and is a predicted model, not a curated record. Gene Ontology annotation, molecular function: DNA-binding transcription repressor activity, RNA polymerase II-specific; RNA polymerase II cis-regulatory region sequence-specific DNA binding. Gene Ontology annotation, biological process: regulation of transcription by RNA polymerase II.
CACAGAGUAUUUUCUGAGUAUAAAUAGUGCUUUAUACUGACUGACAAUGACACAUUCUAUGUGGGAAGGUGGCAACUUCAGAUUUAUAUUUUUAUCCUCUGAAGAUCAUUUCAGUCUCGUUUUUAACCAGAAAAACACAGGAAGACAGCGGCUGACUACAGAGGUGCAAGGAAUGCCUAAAUCUGAGAGAGAGGGUGACAAAAGAGCGAGUGGGAGAGAAAAUGAACAACGGGAUGCAUCUCCCCCUCUUUUAUCCAAAUCUUCUUCCCCACAGCCGGUGGAACAUCUUUCUUCUGGGGUCCGUUGUGUGAGUGAGCUUAAUUCUCUGAGAGCUGCUGAUGAGUUUGAACGGAUGCAGUUUCUUCAGCUGAUGUUUCAGAAUUUCCAGACCGUUCCUAUCAGGCCAUCUGUACUUCGCUCUCCGGCUCUCCAGCUUCAGGCAAAUGAGGGCAACCCAAUAGUCAUGAACAAAAGAAAAGACAUAGGUCACAGUGCGCAGACUUUCAUGCAAGCUGUCUCUGGAUCAAGCCAGCACAGGAAACAAUCUUCCAGCUUUCAUUCUCACAGCCCAGUCGAGUCAGAAAUCCAGAGAUCCAACUCUCUUUUUGUAAACGGACAAUGUCGCUGGCCAGGCUGUGAUAAAGUCUUUGAAGGGUAUACACAUUUUUUGAAACAUCUGAACCAAGAGCACAGCACAGAUGAGAAAACAAUUGCACAGUGGCGAGUUCAGCAAGAUCUGGUACACAACAUGGAGAAUCAGCUCAUUCAGGAGAAGCAGAAACUUCACGCGAUGCAACUUCACCUUCAACUGCUUGAAUGCAUCUCGACACGUACCGGGGCUGCUCCAGGCUGUUGGAGGCCGCUGGUACCAAAUUUGCCCCAGGUGGGGGAGCCAGAUGGCAGGACAGAGAGAGCUAGUGAAGCACCAGUACAACAGGAACCCUGGCACAUACUCCUACCACACCUGCUGCCAGAUUUUGUUAGCAGCGUUGAAUACUACAAAUAUGCCAAUAUACGACCUCCAUAUACUUAUGCUUUCUUAAUCAGAUGGUCAAUUCUAGAAGCCCCAGAAAAACAGCGGACGCUAAACGAAAUUUACAACUGGUUCACAAGAAUGUUCUUCUACUUCCGUCAUAAUUCUCCUACAUGGAAGAAUGCUGUGCGACACAAUCUUAGUCUCCACAAAUGCUUUGUGCGGGUGGACGGGAGGACAGGGGCUGUGUGGACAGUGGACGAGGAAGAGUUUCAGAAGAGAAAAGGGCAGAAAAUCCACAGGGACUACACUUUGAAAUGGCUGACACCCUUCUCCCAUUGUUCAUCCCACGAAGCCUCAGAUGUAUCAGUAAAAGCCACAAAUUCUCAGUGAAAUGAAGUGAAAGUGAAUUAUGCAGAAAAUCAAUAAGUUCCGCUUUAGAUGUCAGAGAUUUAGUAGGCCUAUUAUCCUCAAGGAUGGAAUAUUUGUUAAUAUUCAUUUUUUUGUAUCUCUGAAGAAAUGCCAACUAGUCUUCCUUAAAAUAUGACGUUACUGUCUUGCUUUAUAUAAUUUUAUGUAUGUGAUGUAAUACAAAAUACGACAGCAAUAACAUAUUAGAAAAGUCAAAAUGAUUCCGUGUUUCACUUUGACGGACCAGACUCCAACCUGACCAGAAGAGGGCAUCUGUGCGCGCGCACAUUUUUUGGGUGUGGUAAUUCUGUAACAGAGCAGGCAAAGACAAAAAGCAUCAAAACUGCUGGAAUGAAAGACAAAGAAAUUUCCUCUCCACAUUUUUAAAUCGUAUUCUGAUCCUUCUUACUCUGUAAAACUACUCAAAACUGAGCCACUGAAUCAGGUCAAGGUCAAAUUGUAGGCUAUGUUGAAUCAAAUAUGUCUUAUGAAAUGACUCACCACGUUAAUUUGAAUUAGAAUUCUAUGCUUUAUCUGCUUAUACUUCAUCAGGACACUUUUUAAACCCUAUUUUGCACAUUUGUGAAUUCAUGUUGCAGUCUAAAGGUGGAGAGUACAUAAAUCAACUGCAUCUGCUCCCCUGUGGUUCUCUGUUUUGUCUUCCAGCUUGAUGGGAAUGCAUCCACCCCUCAUGAUGCUUCAGCCUAUGCUUUUGUGCUCCUCUGCCACCACAGGCUUUUGCUCACCCGUCAAUUCCAGUGCCACUAUGUGAAUUGUCACAAUGUCAUUGAUAUAUAACCUAUUCACCAAUACAUGGAUAUAAAUCUUACAUUCAUUACAACUUCCGCUAAGUAAAAUAGUGCGUACCAAAUAGCCUACUUCAUGUGACACAAAUAUGCCUUCAGUGUGAUACAAAAAUCAUGAACAAAUGGGCUGCCUGGACAAAUCAGUUGAGAUGGAACAAACAAUGCAACAACAAACAAUGGAACAAACAAUCUAUUUAACAAAUUGCUCAGCCGAGAAAUAAAUAAAUUGAUGCACUGGAAACACUUCACUCUGAUGACACCUGCUGGUCAAAACAGUAAAGGUGAACACAACCCAAAAGACAUCUUUUACAAACCAAUUUAUGUUUGAUGAAAGUAUAACUGAAAGUCAAUGAAUUCAGUUGAUUAUGAAGUGUGUAUAUAAUUUUUAUUCUUUUUUAAGUUGUAGUGUUUGUUUUAUUAUUUUAGGCAGGACUUGACUAAGAAAGCCAAUAAGAAACUAUUUUCACUCUACCUUUUUAAUUAUGCAUGUUUGUUGAAAUUAAAAUCAUUAGAAACGAAGCCUUGUUUGCUGCGAUCAUGUGACUAUAGCUAUCUAUAAUGUUCUUAAAUAAUUAAGAAUCGUGUAAUAAACUUAAUUUUAAGAA